Messenger RNA from Spinacia oleracea (spinach), 1644 nucleotides. Its product is annotated as aspartate aminotransferase, chloroplastic. Lineage: Eukaryota; Viridiplantae; Streptophyta; Magnoliopsida; Caryophyllales; Amaranthaceae. Gene Ontology annotation, molecular function: pyridoxal phosphate binding; transaminase activity. The transcript has 12 exons. Bases 106 to 1488 code for a protein of 460 amino acids. Gene Ontology annotation, biological process: biosynthetic process; amino acid metabolic process. The record is from RefSeq and is a predicted model, not a curated record.
GCCCCUUCCAAACUCAAUUCUUCCCCACUCCAUCACUAGUCACUUCCUCUCUCUCUCUCUCCUCUCUUACUCUGUGGUUGUCCUUUCCUGAGAAGCGUUGUUAAGAUGGCUUCAUCGAUUGCCUCAUCUGCUGUUUCUCUCCAACUUCCUUCAAAUAAGGGAAGGGUGAAAUUGAGCAGCGGUGAUUCCAAUGUUUUCAUUGGGGGAGAUAAGAGAAAUGCAUCUUUCAAAUUGCAAUCUUUCAGUCGGGUCAGCAUGGUUGCCGCUGUCAAUGUUUCUCGUUUUGAAGGUAUAUCAAUGGCUCCUGCAGACCCUAUUUUAGGUGUUUCAGAAGCUUUCAAAGCUGACACGGAUGAGAAGAAGCUCAAUCUCGGUGUUGGAGCUUACCGAACCGAAGAACUUCAGCCUUAUGUAUUAAAUGUUGUCAAGAAGGCGGAGAAUCUUAUGCUGGAGAGAGGAGAAAACAAGGAGUAUCUGCCAAUCGAAGGUUUGGCUGCAUUUAACAAAGUGACGGCAGAAUUGUUAUUUGGAGCUGACAACCCUGUUCUGAAAGAACAAAGAGUUGCUACAGUCCAAAGUCUUUCAGGAACUGGCUCACUUCGCCUUGCAGCAGCACUCUUUGAGCGAUAUUUCCCUGGGGCAAAAGUGUUGAUUUCAUCUCCAACCUGGGGCAAUCACAAAAAUAUUUUCAAUGAUGCUGGAGUUCCAUGGUCUGAGUACAGAUAUUACGACCCUAAAACAGUUGGUUUGGAUUUUGAGGGGAUGAUAGCAGAUAUUAAGGAAGCUCCUGAAGGAUCAUUUAUUUUGCUCCAUGGCUGUGCACACAACCCCACUGGAAUUGACCCAACUCCUGAACAAUGGGAAAAAAUUGCUGAUGUCAUUCAGGAGAAGAACCACAUUCCAUUCUUUGAUGUUGCUUAUCAGGGAUUUGCAAGUGGUAGUCUUGAUGAAGAUGCAUCAUCUAUGAGGAUGUUUGCUGCUCGUGGUAUGGAAUUUCUGGUUGCUCAAUCUUACAGUAAAAAUCUUGGUCUUUACUCAGAAAGAAUUGGUGCAAUCAAUGUUGUCUGUUCAUCGGCAGAUGCUGCUGCAAGGGUAAAGAGCCAAUUGAAAAGAAUUGCAAGACCUAUGUACUCAAAUCCCCCAAUUCACGGAGCUAGAAUUGUUGCCGAUGUUGUGGGCAAUCCGGAUCUAUUCAAUGAAUGGAAGGAAGAGAUGGAAAUGAUGGCCGGUAGGAUAAAGAGUGUAAGACAGAAGUUGUAUGACAACCUCGUUUCGAAAGAUAAGAGUGGGAAGGACUGGUCAUUUAUCCUUAAACAGAUAGGCAUGUUCUCAUUCACUGGCCUAAACAAAGCUCAGAGUGAUAAUAUGACAAAUAAGUGGCAUAUAUACAUGACCAAGGAUGGAAGAAUAUCGCUGGCUGGUUUAUCCGCGGCCAAAUGUGAAUAUCUUGCUGAUGCCAUCAUCGACUCAUACUACAAUGUUAGUUAAAAAAAGAUGUAUGAAGUCCAGGAAAUGACAUUAUUUUGGUGAGUAUUCAUCUUGAUUGCGAGAAUUUGUAAUAAUGUACACUAUAUGCUCUGUUCGAGAAGCAAUGUGUGUUGUAUCAAUUUUGUUUGGGGUUAUAUUAGUAACAUUUUCUCGUAA